Messenger RNA from Symbiodinium natans, 810 nucleotides. Lineage: Eukaryota; Dinophyceae; Suessiales; Symbiodiniaceae. The record is from the annotation of a GenBank genome assembly.
AUGGUGUUGUGGAUGAUCGGCCUGGGGCUCGGUGAUGAGGGCGACAUCUCCGUGAAGGGGCUGAAGGCAGUGCAGCAGAGCGCUUACAUCUACUUGGAAGCGUACACGUCCAUCCUGCCAGGCCUGGACAAGGAGACACUGGCAGCUGCGUAUGGCGUGCAAGAGAUCUUGGAGGCCGAUCGCGAGCUGGUGGAAAGUGGCUGCGAAGAGAUGCUGGAGCGAGCAAAGGAUCAAGAAGUGUGUUUCCUCGUGGUAGGAGACCCGUUGUGCGCCACCACUCACACAGACCUGUGGCUCAGAGCAAGGCAACGUGAGAUCCCUGUACGAGUGAUCCACAACGCCUCUGUCAUGAAUGCUGUGGCUUCCUGCGGGCUGCAGCUUUAUCGUUUCGGUGAGACGGUGUCCAUCCCCUUUUGGCAGGAUGGCUGGCGGCCUGACAGCUGGUACGACAAGAUCCUGAAGAACAAGAGGGCUGGGCUUCACACGCUGUGCCUUCUCGACAUCAAAGUCAAGGAGCAAUCGGUCGAAAACCUGAUGCGUGGGCGGAAGAUCUACGAGCCGCCUAGAUUCAUGACGGUGCGCCAGGCCUUGGAUCAACUUAUGGAAGUUGAGAAGGCCAAAGAAAUGGGCGUCUCCACUGGCCUGGCGUUUGGUUUAGCACGCCUGGGCCGUGAGGACCAGGUCAUUCGUGCGGGGCCAGUGGAGCAGCUUGCGGAGGCCGAGUUUGGAGGCCCACUCCAUUCCUUGGUCAUCUGCGCAGACGACCUGCACGAGCUGGAGCAGGAGUUCGCCAAGCACUACCAGCUGUGA